CCCUGUGCUUGUAAGAUGUCCCCGCUUAGGAGACGGGAGGAUGGAGACGAUAGGCCUCUCCAGUACAAUGGUGUCACUAUGGUAACCCAGGAGCCCUCUUCGCUCACCCCCCCUUCCGGAUUCAUUCUCGCGAGAGCUGGCCGGGCCGGCGCGGAGAGGCCAGGGCGCUCAGGGGCCUUUUCAAACCCAGCGGCAGCGGCGGCACAGGAGCUCGGCAAGGAAAUGGCGGAGAACGAUAAACCGGAGGCCUCAGCGGCGGCGGCGCCGCCACCGGGGGGAGCGGAGGAGGCCUUAGCCGCCCCAGAUAACCAGCCUCAGCAGCAGGAUGAGGAGGCGGCGGCAACGGCGACCGAGAGCGGUGGCAGCGCCAAUGGCGUCAAAAUGGAUAAUGAUGAGGCAGCAAAGGAAGAAAAAGCACCUGUGAAGGAAAAAUAUGUUCCAAAACCAAAGGCAAUUCCAUCUCUUGGAAACAAGAAUAGAUUCCAUCCCUAUUCAAAGGACAAGAAUUCAGGCACUGGAGAAAAGAAGACUAUUAACCGUAACAGAGUUUUCAUUAGCAACAUCCCAUACGACAUGAAAUGGCAAGCUAUUAAAGAUCUUAUGAGAGAAAAAGUUGGUGAGGUUACAUACGUGGAGCUGUUUAAGGAUGCUGAAGGAAAAUCAAGGGGUUGUGGUGUGGUUGAAUUCAAAGAUGAAGAAUUCGUAAAGAAAGCAUUAGAAACUAUGAACAAAUAUGACCUUAGUGGAAGACCCCUGAACAUUAAAGAGGAUCCUGAUGGUGAACAUGCUCGUAGGGCAUUGCAGCGUGUGGGAGGACCAUUCCCAGGAGGACAUGGACCUGAUAUGGCACCUGGGUUGAUGAAUUUACCCCCUUCAAUUCUCAAUAAUCCAAACAUUCCUCCUGAGAUUAUCAGUAAUUUGCAGGCUGGCAGGCUCGGGUCCACUAUUUUUGUUGCUAAUCUUGACUUUAAAGUUGGAUGGAAGAAACUAAAGGAGGUGUUCAGCAUUGCUGGAACUGUAAAACGUGCAGAUAUCAAAGAAGACAAGGAUGGCAAGAGUCGAGGAAUGGGAACAGUCACUUUUGAACAAGCAAUUGAAGCAGUUCAGGCAAUAUCUAUGUUCAAUGGACAGUUCCUGUUUGAUAGACCCAUGCAUGUAAAAAUGGAUGACAAAUCAAUUCCUCAUGAAGACUUCCGUGUGGUGGAGAACAAGACGCCACAGUUACCUCGUGGCCUUGGAGGUAUUGGGAUGGGACUUGGACCAGGAGGACAACCCAUCAGCGCAACCCAGUUGAGCAUGGGAGGUGGAAUGGGGAAUAUGGGUCCAGGAGGUAUGGGAAUGGAUGGCCCAGGUUUCGGAGGAAUGAACAGAAUGGGAGGAGGUAUCGGUGGAUUUGGUGGAAUGGAAGGAAUGACUAACAUGGGAGGAUUUGGUGGAGUCAGCAGAAUGGGAGGGAUGGGGAGUGUAGAUGACUUCAGAGGAAAUAUGGGCAGUGGAAUGAGUGGGGGCAUAGGAACCGGCAUGGGAGGCAUGGCAACUGGCAUGGGAGCAGAAAUGUUUCGUGGUGGAAUGGGAGGAAGUAUGGACAGAGAUUUUGGUCGCAGUGACAUGGCAAUGAACCGGGGCUUUGGAGAUUCGUUUGGAAGAAUGGGUGGUGCAAUGGUUGGUGGUUUUGCAGGAGGAAUGGGAGCUUCUAGCAUGGGCCCAGUAGGAUCUGGAAUGAGUGGUGGAAUGGGUGGUAUGAAUAGUAUGACUGGAGGAAUGGGGAUGGAUCGUAUGAGCUCCAGUUUUGAUCGAAUGGGACCAGCUAUGGGAGCUGGCCUGGACAGGAACAUUGAUAUGGAUCGAGGAUUUGUGGCUGGCCCGAUGGGAAGUGGUGUGAGAGAGAGAGGUUCUAAAGGCAACCAGAUAUUUGUCAGAAAUCUUCCAUUUGACUUGACCUGGCAGAAGCUAAAAGAGAAAUUCAGUCAGUGUGGUCAUGUAAUGUUUGCUGAAAUAAAAAUGGAGAAUGGAAAAUCAAAAGGCUGUGGAACAGUCAGGUUUGACUCACCAGAAUCUGCUGAAAAAGCCUGUAGAAUAAUGAACGGCAUAAAAAUCAGUGGCAGAGAAAUUGACGUACGCUUGGAUCGCAAUGCAUAAUUUAAAACUGUAUGCAGGAACAUUCCUAUGUCUGUUUAGCUUCUAUAUCCUAGUAAGUCAUUUUUAGUAACAUUGUAUGCUUACAAAAACUGUAAAAACAAACUUUUAAAUCCCACCAGCCUUUAACAGUAUAGUGUUUAAUAUACUGUGAUUCUUGUUAACUAAAUCUUACUAUGUUUGGUUUUUAAGGACAGUUUGCCCGAUUUUCAGAGGUACUGAACACCUGCAGUCCCCUUAAAGACAUUGUAGAGAGGCUGUGGAUGCUUGGCACCUCUGGAAAAUUAGGCCAAGUGUCUCUAGUCAUUCAGUUUAAAUGAAUGGUUAUACUGUUUUUAAUAAAAUAAGCCAUUUUCUCUGUUCUCAAGAUUGCAUAGUGGGAUUUGUUUAGUGUUUCAGAUUCCCUCAGCUCGUAUCAACAUUGUAAUGUAAAAAAUUAGAUGUCCUUUCCAGAAUUUUGGUUUUAUAUAUGCAUUGUAGUCACACUGUAAUUCUUGACUCUAAAAGAAAGGGCUCCAAUUAGGCUGUGAUGUUGUUUUAUUUUUAAGAUUACUUUUAUGCCAUGAUUUAGAACUUCUGUAAAUAAGUUUUAGAGCCCAAAGGGAGUUUUGGAUUUUUUUUAUUUGACUAAAUGAAGAAAUUGAUCCUC
Chelonia mydas (Green sea turtle) is the source of this 2785-nucleotide messenger RNA. RefSeq names its product myelin expression factor 2 (gene MYEF2). The record is from RefSeq and is a predicted model, not a curated record. Gene Ontology annotation, biological process: regulation of mRNA stability involved in response to oxidative stress. Gene Ontology annotation, molecular function: mRNA binding. The coding region runs from base 16 to 2139 and encodes 707 amino acids. NCBI's taxonomy places the organism in Eukaryota, Metazoa, Chordata, Testudines, Cheloniidae. The transcript is spliced from 18 exons. Gene Ontology annotation, cellular component: cytoplasm; nucleus; post-mRNA release spliceosomal complex.